GAGUUGUUCGUAUCUAACAGCUUUGGCUCAGUUUCCCAUGGUGAAAACUUAUUCCACUACGCUGUGCAUGAAAUAAAAACUAAACAAAAUGAGGACUCUAGUUAUAUUAUUGAGUGUGUCAGUUUUAGGUAUUUUUGGACAAUUCACCGACAAAACGCGUACUCCUGGCGCAAAAGGUUCAGAUGUUGUUGAGGCAGUAGUUAAUUUAAUAAAAAAUUCUUGCAUUUUCCCAAAUGAUCGAAUGUAUUUGAGAAGACUCGCCUAUGUGGAGACACAAGACGGACUCAAUCCAAAUACUUAUAGAAUAGGAUACAAUGGAGGAAUCUGGCAGGUUGACGAGGCUCAGUUCAGACUCACACAAAUAUCAAGUACACUCAACAAUGAAAAGCAAAUGCUGAAAAAACUAGGCAUCGACUGGUCCAAUGUUUCAUGGGCGGAUCUAAGAAAACCACUGUUCUCAGGAUUGGCAGCUGCCAUGUAUGCAACGAUUCAGGCUGGAACCGGAGGAAUUCCUGUUGGUAUAGAGUACCAGUCCGUCUUCUGGAAGAAUACAACCAGACCCACAAAAGAAGUCAAUGUGUUCUACAAAGGAGCCCAAGAUUUGAAGACGGGUUGCUCACAGAAGGAUAAUCUGGACUUAGCUUUUAUUGUCGAUGCCUCCUCAUCUUUAUCAUCACUUGACUUUACAAACACUACAAUGUUUGUAAGAAAUGUUAUCAAUAAGUUCAACAUUGGUUUCAACGAAACUAGGGUUUCCCUCAUUAAAUACAGCACUUCGGUUACAGAAGAGUUCAAACUGAAUACGUACGAUUCGAACGCCGCCGUAGAUAAGGCAGUGUCGGGAGUUCGUUUCAAUGGCGGCGGUACCAAGACAGACGCAGCAAUCCAGUAUGCAGUGGACAACAUUUUCCCGGUGGCAGAUGGUGGACGUUUGGGGUCAGUAAAGGUUAUUGUAUUGAUCACAGAUGGACGAUCAGAGAACAAAAUUAAAACAUUGACGGCUGCAGAAAAUGCCAAAAAGAACGGCAUUACUAUUUUCACUAUUGGAGUUACACCACAAGUGGAUUCGACAGAACUUAAUGGUAUUGCAAGUCAGCCGACCUGUACCCACGUAGAACUCCUCAACAAUUUCAAUGAUUUAGACUCUCUGACAGCAGAAAUUGAACAAGUUUCAUGUACAGCCCCCGUUGUGCUGACGCCCAGUCCAAUUGCAUACACCUUCCCGUGUGGUUCUCCCCUCAAUGUCGAAGUUCUCCCCAACCUCCAGGACGGGUCUUCAGUCAAAGUAAGUGUUAGAGAAGGAUCAGUGACGAUUUACGGAUCAACCAGUGCCAAAGCCAGUUCAGUUCUAAAUGAAUUUCAGCGCAUAACUACCUUUACCAGACCAAUGACAUUCUACAUCAAGGGAAAUAACACUAUUUCCUUGGCUUUUGUAAGCAACCUUCCAGCAUCAUGUAAAAGUAACUUCAAUGUUGAAGUCACACAAGGGGUCAACAUUAGGCCAGACAGUCAAGCUCUUUGUGUUGAAAAUGACAUUGUCAAGAAUUGUUCCACCACAACCCUCUUCAAGAGUCCGUUUUUAAUCCAAGGACCUGGUGCUAAUUUCUUCAGCCCAUGUUCGCCACUCGUUGGACAUAUACAAAUAUUCCCAUAUCCGACAAGAAACGAUCGUUUUAUUUUCUGUGACGACAAAGGCCACACAUUCAUUGUAUUAUGUCCUCUUGGUGACGUGUACAUUGCAUCUUACCAGACCUGUGUCCCAGGACAGCUUUAUAUUGCCACAACAACCACCACCCCUGUUGUUACUCAAGCGGUUGUUACCACAGAAAAACCCACCACACCAAUCCCUGUCACAAUCAGUCCGAGUCCCAGCCCAGGCACUGUCCAGAAUCCAUGCACCCCCGAAAACAUCAUCAACCAACAUAUGUUCUUCCCAUAUCCAGGCAACGACCAAGCUUAUAUCGAAUGCUACAACUUACCAUACGUCGCGUCCGUCAAACUUUGCCCUGAACAUCACUACUGGUCGCAAAAAUAUCUUACCUGCCUCUAUCGAGAUGUAGUCAUUCUUAAUCCAACUCCAACCACAGAGUCUUAUCACACUAAUGCUGCCAACCCUUGUAAUACUGUUCCUGGGCUAUAUUUUUAUGCCAUUGCCAACGAACCAACCAAGUACAUCCACUGCGAUGAUUUUGGUGAUGCUUUUGAGAAGACGUGCCCAGAACAUAAGGUGUGGAACCAGCCUGUUCUACAGUGUGUUCCUAAAGGACUUAUUAUAUAUGACACCGCUAAACCACCUGUUGUUGGGUAGAUCAUGCGUCCAAUUGUACAUUACAAAGAAUAAAGUCAGUCGCAAGUAAUUUGUCAUUUGCACAAUAUCAUCUUUUUGAUUUUUAUAUUCCUGUAUGAUUUUUA
Molecule: messenger RNA, 2412 nt
Organism: Saccostrea echinata
Lineage: Eukaryota; Metazoa; Mollusca; Bivalvia; Ostreida; Ostreidae
Exons: 10
Coding region: 89-2308 (739 amino acids)
Cellular component (GO): extracellular region
Molecular function (GO): chitin binding
Source: RefSeq, a predicted model, not a curated record